ACUAUUUGUUCUCAAACCGCUUCUUCACUCAAAUUACCGUGUAUACCAGAAACCCCGGAAUAUCUGUUGAAUUCAGUCACUCUCUCCCGCACUCGCAGCGCUCAUGAGUUAGCCACAGUUCCUCUCAAAAUAAGAUUUGCGAAGAAUUCAUCUCUUGCUCAUUCCGCGAAUACUUCUUUCUUGUCACGUAAUCCUGUCCCAAUGAUUGACAAGAGGACUGACCACAAACAUAAAACCUCCGCGGCUAAACGAUUACAUAUGCGUUUGAAACAUGCUGUUUCUUAUGAUUUAGAAAUGAAGGUUGCUCGCUUUGCAGAAGCCUAUCCAGCAGUGAAGGAUACUUCAAGAGACUCAGUUUUGAGCGAUGAGAAAUCUGAGAAGUCUGUAUGGCACAAAGAUGGACAAUAA
Trichobilharzia szidati is the source of this 408-nucleotide messenger RNA. The record is from the annotation of a GenBank genome assembly. NCBI's taxonomy places the organism in Eukaryota, Metazoa, Platyhelminthes, Trematoda, Strigeidida, Schistosomatidae.